UUUUUUCGCUUCCCCUUCCUUCUUGGUCUCUUCCUGACCACCUCCGAGGAAGACGCACACCACCGAGGGCGACGAGCGAGCGCAGAGAGGGAAAGAGAAGGAAAAAAAUUAAUAAAAACAAUCUAAACCGCAGGAAAGGACAAAAGGGAGGGGGGGGGGGGGGGUGGGGGCGCGAAAUACCCUAGGCCGCGCGCGAUCCCGGCGAUCCUCGGCGGGGGUCGCCCCGGCCCCGCCGCCGGCAGCGUGGGAGAGAUGCUGGGGCGGCGCGGGGACAUGGGGUACGAGGAGGGGGAGCUCGAGCUGGAGGAGGGCGAGGCGGCCCUCGGCGGCGCGGACGGGUACGGUGGCUACGGCUACGGCUACGGGUACGGCAACGGCGGCGGCGGCGGCCAGCUCAUUGAUGCCGACGCGACCACCUACAUCGAUGAAAAAGUUCAAAAAUUGUUGGGCCAUUUCCGUAAGAAAUUUGAUGGCCCAAUAACUCUUGAGAAUUUGGGGCCGCUAUAUGGGCGCAGUGGUUCGUUCUUGCCAGCAUACCUGGCCUUUCCUCAAUAUAGGAACCCUGCAGAUCCACUGAACCAUGCCAGUGCCUCUAGAUCACCAUAUUUGCCAACAGAGGCUGCACAAAAGAACCAUUUUGUUAAGACCAAAUUAGACAGCAGCAGGAAAAAUGACUACUAUCAAAUAUCCAAUGAGUGCAAUGGUAAUCUCUCAGGACAGAUGUUAAACAGAUCAAUCAAUUGUUCUGAGCAGAAAGCACCAAAAAUACGUAUCAAGGUGAAUAAUAAUAAAAGUUUGGCAAGAAAUACUGCUGCUAUUUACAGUGGUUUGGGCCUUGACAUUUCCCCAUCAUCAUCCACGGAAGACAACCUAGAUGGGACUGCUGAGGCUCCAGUGCCUGAAGUUUUGCCUGAUGAAUCUCCGCGUACCAUUUUUGAGAUAAUGACCUGCCAUUUUAUUCCUGGAGGACACUUGCUCUCACCCCUCACAGGAAAUGUUAUGGAACUGAGACAAAAGCCUAAAGCUAUGAUAAAACAUGAAGCACCUGAAUUUCAUGUUGGCAAAGCAGAAUUGCACAGAGGUCGGGGCCAAACAGCCUCUGCUACGCUGGAUAUCAAAGAUAAGAAUGCCAAGGAAGUCAAGUAUGAUGAAAAGAAAGAUAGGGUUCCCAAAUUCAAGAGUUUAAAAUGCAGAGUUAACAAACCAUCUGCUGUGAAUAAGGGAACUAUGCCUCAUGUACAGGAUGUUUCAGAUGAUACUGGUUCAGAUUUCUUACCUACAAUCAUAAAGACAAAACAUUCAGUUGAGGGGUCUGAAAUAUUUACUGGUGAGAUUUCAGAUCAAAUGCAGGGACCAAAGAAGGGUCUAUUAAAAGGAUACAUUAGUGACAAAAACAAGGACAAUAAGAAAGAACCUUCACUUGAUCAUGGAUUUUCAUAUAAAAUCAGUUAUGAUUCUGAAGAGUACAACAAUCAACAUUCUAUCGGUUCUAGUCACCUUGAAAGCAUUCCUAGCAAAACUUCGUCGCUGGAGAGGGACAAGGAAAAAGUAGUGCAUGUAAAAGAGGAACUAUCUCAGUACAAAAGUAAGGAAAUGAGAAGCCUGUUUAGUGCAGAAUCCGUGGAUAUCAUGGAAGGAAAUGUUGGUAGAAAUUAUUCAGGACUGAUAAAAGGGAAGAACAAGAAAGUUUCCUCUUCGCAAGCUGCCCUGUCUGGGAAGAAGCUCAAGUUCAAGGCACAGAAACAAUUGAAUGAAGACAGAGACAGAAAAUCUAAUGGUGAAGAUCAAGAUUAUGCUUUAGACCAUAGAAUUGAUUUGGCUAAUUCAUAUCCAAAAGAUAAGAGUGUGAAGCUUGAGAAAAAGACCAUUUCAUUUGGGGAGACUGAUAACAAAUCAGUAGUUGGAAAUGGUGGUGAGCUCAAGAUCUCUACCUUGUUUGAUAACAAAUCAGAUCCUUUGCCAUUAGUAUAUAGGAAUGGGACUGCAGAAUCAUCCACAGCUCUGACUGCGCCUGCACCUGUUGUAAUAAAUGAACAAUGGGUGUGCUGCGACAAGUGUGAGAAUUGGCGCCUUUUACCCUAUGGGAUGAAUCCAGAUAUACUUCCCAAAAAAUGGCGGUGUAGCAUGCAGAGUUGGCUGCCUGGAAUGAAUAGCUGCAAAAUAACUGAAGAUGAGACCACAAGAGCCCUUCGUGCUCUUUAUAUGGUUCCUGCACCUGAAAAUAAUAUUAAGGAUGGUGGUCAUGAUGCUACGGCAGGCAUAGGUGCAGCUAUUGCUCCAAUUUUUAAGGGAAAUAUGCAGUACAUCAGUAUAUCGGGGAAGUUGAAAGGUUCCCAUGAUGGAGCCAAUGUAGGAAAUACUUUUGACUUGGCUGAUAUGUCAAAGCCCUCAAAGAAGCCACAUUUUCCUUCCAGUAGAAAACCUGAUGGUGUUAAUUGUUUCCCUAAACUCAAGGAAAAACGGAAGAUAGCGGAAUCAUCAGAUAAAGGAGAAAUUGUUGAAAAAGAUCAGUCAAAUCCAAUGAGGAUCAGUGUAGGGGUUGAUCUUGAUAACCUGAGAGCAUCAAAGAAAAUGAAGAAAGAAUCCAAUGGCCCUGUGAUGAAGCAUCAACCCUUGGAGUUUGAAAUAAGCAAAAGUAGUCCUCCUGCCAAUGUGACUCUGAAAGACAUGCAGAAGUGUGUUGGUAUUUCACCUGGCAUGGGAAAGUAUGGUUCAUCUUCAUCAGAUAAACAUUCGCAUGGUGAAGACAAAGAUUUUUCAGAUAGGGUCAUUAAAACAUCAGAAACAGAAAAUUCUGGUCUUCCAGAUUCAUCUAUUAAGAAGAGAAAAUUGAAAAGAAGGCAGUCAAGCCAGCAUGAUCUUGACCCGGGGCAUAGCAAUGCCGACAGAAAUGUAAAGCAAAAUAUUAUUGAAACUAGUGUUGUGAAGAAAAAACCCAUGCCAGAACUGAAGUUGUCAAAGACAGAUAGGACAGCGGCCCAUUAUAGAGACACAGUUGCUGAAACUGAUGAUGAUAGAAUAUCUGCUGACAAAGAGUGUUUAAGUGAGCAAUAUCAAGAAAAUACCUGUUUCCAGUAUCCAUUGCUCUCUGAAAGCUCCCCAAGGAGGAAUGCCUGUCAUGUACAAACAUCUACAGCGGCCACUUCGAGUUCAUCCAAGGUGUCUAACUCCCACAAGUGUAAAGCUGUUUUUGAGGAAAUGAGGGCCUCACCUGUAGAGUCAGUUUCUUCCUCACCCUUGAGAACUUCUGAUAAGAAUCCUUUGAGUAGACAUAAAAGCUAUUCAUGGGCAGAAGCAGAAAAUGUGCAUUCUCAGGAGUCAGGGAAGAAAGGUUCUUCAUGCUCCAACAGAAACACCGCCGUUGGAUCUGAUUCUGAUCAAGCUAAGGCUCAUGCUUCUGGUUUAUUUAAUGGAGACACAGGCCAUCAUGUUCAGAAUGAUAGGGAGUUGCUGAAAGAUAAACAAGACUUAACGAAUGCAUGCCUUAUAAACAAGGGUUCUGGGCGCAGUAUUAAAAAUGUCCAGUUGAAUCCUGAACGUAAAGUUAAUCGAGAUGCCCUGCCAUUACAUGACAACCGUGAUCACAAGCAACCAACAGGCCGACAGAAUGGGAAAACACCGCCCCAUUUUGAUUCAAACCGAAGCGACCAUGCAAACUUGACUUAUGGGAAUAUUAAGCCUGAUAAUAUACCACAUAAUGACUUGAAAAUAAAUCCAUCUACAGUCAAAGGAAACAAGCAGCAGCAAUUAUUAAACAAUGCAUCAAAUGGUGAUGCCUCUUACAAGGAAAACCAAAUAGAAAAGUCUGUUAUUGAAAAUUUGGAAACUAGGAAGCAAGUAACUGUUGAUGGUGAUGCUUCAAAUCUAACAAAUGCUUCUGUUCUGCUGAAGGAAGCUCGAGAUUUGAAGCACUUGUCUAAACGUCUGAAGGGAAAAGGGGAUGACUUUGAGAGUACAAGCAUGUGCUUUGAGGCGGGUCUGAAAUUUCUCCAUGUUGCUUCUCUAUGGGAGGGUCCAACUGUUGAUAGCUCCAAACAAGGGGAUUCUGUACAAGCUAUGAAACUAUAUUCUGAAACAGGAAACCUUUGUGUAUUCUGUGCUUCAGAAUUUGAGCGACUUAAGAAAAUGGCGAAUGCUGCAUUGGCAUAUAAAUGUGUGGAAGUGGCGUAUAUGAAGGCAGCUUUCUUUAAACAUCCUGGUGCAAUUAAAGAUAGGCAUGCAUUGCAGGCAGCAUCUUUGAUGGUUCCUCCAGCUGAGUCUCCAUCAUCUUCUGCUUCAGAUAUUGAUAACUUAAAUAACCAGAGCACAGUUGCUAAGGCUGUUUCUGCAAGGGGCGUAUACUCUCCUCAGAUUGCUAGCAAUCCCAUAUCUCGGAACAAUCAUCACUUGAUGGGAUUGCUUUCUUAUGCAGAGGACACAAAUAAUGCAUUCGAGGGAACCAGAAAAUCGCAAAAUUCAUUUUCUGCUUAUCUUUCUGGUAUUGGAAAGGGUAAGGUGAACGGUGUUUCUCUUGUGAGGGAAGUACUUGAUUUCAGUUUUCAUGAUGUCAAGGGAUUGCUGCAACUGAUUCGUCAUUCAUUGGAGUGUAUCAACCAUGAAAGUGUUAAAUAGUAGAACGAAAAUACUUCCUGUGAAUAAAGAUCUAUUAUGGCAAGCUUUGGCGUUUGUGCUACAUUGGUACCUCCUCCAAUAUGGAUGUAGAGAUAAAACAAGAUCAGAGAGUAAAUGUCUGUGAAUGGAAAGGAUUCAUGUUGCCUUCUCUUGUGGGGUGAUCAUUUGGACCAGCGCAGACUGCCAAAAUAUUAUUUUACCAAGUCUACUUUUGUUGCCUGAAAGUAUUUCUUGCCAAUGAUCAUUUGACUAGUGAACUGGCAAAGGGGAUACGAAGAAUUAGCCUGCAGAUGUAAAUUUGCUACAUCCACCAUUCUUGGUUUUGAUGUCCUGUGAGUGACCAAAUCCAAGUUUUGAAUUUGAAUCUGAUCUCCAUCUGUUGCAACGUUUUGGAGUUGCACUGGGAGUGUCUAAUUUACAAAGUUACAGAGGUUCGAUGAGGCUUGUCUCACUCCAAUCGUCGUUGUAUAUAGGACAAUCUUUUAGCUCUUUCCUUCCCUUUUUCUCGAUACCUGUGUAUAUUAUACUAGAAAAAGGAAACAAUUUUGUCAUAAUUUUUGGUUAAUGGUUGUAAUGGUUCUGGUAUUGCAAAAUUGAUUCUUUGGUGGCCUGGGGAAAGCUGGUCCAGUUGCCCUAUCAGUUUGUUUGGGUGCCUUGUUACUAUAAAUAGUUUUCAGUAUUUGAUUCA
Molecule: messenger RNA, 5299 nt
Organism: Panicum hallii
Lineage: Eukaryota; Viridiplantae; Streptophyta; Magnoliopsida; Poales; Poaceae
Exons: 12
Coding region: 253-4611 (1452 amino acids)
Molecular function (GO): zinc ion binding
Source: RefSeq, a predicted model, not a curated record